GUUUCAAAGGGUCGUGUCUUUACAGAAGCGCAGCUUGCGAGCCGGCCAUGGCGUGGACGAUGCGCUGGCCUGUGGCGGCGCUCGCCGGGCACUUCCUGACGGAUGGUGAGAGGUUACUUCCCUGGCGCAAGAAUCGGAGGACGGUGGCGUGCCAGUCGCGCACGCCGUGCAUUGCGAUGACGGGUGACAUCUUCAUCGACAUAGUCGCUCCAGUGAAGAAGCUCCCGCAGUGGGAUUCUGAUGUGGAGGCGGAGAGUGUGAAGAUGCUGCCCGGGGGCAGUGCUCUAAACCAGGGCCGGCAUCUGCAUGCACUGGGCCUGGAUGUGCGCUUCUUUGGCGCUGUGGGGAAUGACUCCAUGGGCCGAUCCUUGCUGCAGCAGAUCGCUGGGCAGGGCUUUCCCAUCGAGACGAUCAAGAUGUUCAGCAACUUGCCCUCCUCCGUUUGCAUGGUGCUGACGGGGCCUGCGGACCGAGCCUUCGUGUCCUGCUACUCGACCACGGAUGCCUUCACCACGCGGGAUCUCAAAGAGGAGGCCUCGUACUUGGAAGGCUGCACGCACUUUCACUUGGGCGGCUACUUCAACAUGAAAGGGUUGCAGAGCCCGGACUUUACCGAGUUCAUUGAGAGCUGCCGGGCGAGGGACAUGACCAUCUCGCUGAACACGCAGUGCGAUGCGGCGGGCCAUUGGUGUGGGGAGAACCGUAACCUCUCCGAGCUGCUGAGCCACGUGGAUCUGCUCUUCGUCAACAUCUCCGAGGGCGAGCACAUAUCUGCUGCGCUAUGCCCGGACACUGGCAGAUCGAUCAGUGCAUUGUGCAAGCAAUAUCCGCAGCUGAUUAUUGUGGUGACGCAAGGUUCACAUGGCUGCACAGUGUACCGGCACGGCCUGCCCUCGAUCUAUGUGCCGACCAAGCCGGCCAGAGUCGUUGAUGCCACUGGCGCUGGCGACGCCUUCAUUGCCGGGUUUUUGUCCUCUUGGCUUAUGCUGCCAGCUCAAGCUCGGCACUCCGAUGCAGGGCGCAAGGGCUUGGAGGACGCCUGCCUGCGGGGCCACCUUGCGGCAGCGGUGUGCCUGUCUCGCGAGGGCGCCUGCGUGGAGCCGGUGCGGCCCCGCGAUCUGGAGUGAGAUGCGAAGUGAGCCCUGUCCGGCAAUAGUCGGCGGAG
This is a messenger RNA of Effrenium voratum, 1165 nucleotides long. The record is from the annotation of a GenBank genome assembly. NCBI's taxonomy places the organism in Eukaryota, Dinophyceae, Suessiales, Symbiodiniaceae.